Molecule: messenger RNA, 2032 nt
Organism: Acipenser ruthenus (sterlet)
Lineage: Eukaryota; Metazoa; Chordata; Actinopteri; Acipenseriformes; Acipenseridae
Product: zinc finger protein 135-like
Exons: 3
Coding region: 481-1947 (488 amino acids)
Biological process (GO): regulation of DNA-templated transcription
Molecular function (GO): DNA-binding transcription factor activity, RNA polymerase II-specific; RNA polymerase II cis-regulatory region sequence-specific DNA binding
Source: RefSeq, a predicted model, not a curated record
CAGAUUCGAAACGUCACUUGCUCAAAACGGAAGGGAGCAAAAAAAACACGGCGUCGGAGUUGUUUGGUGAUUCGCUUGGUAACCCUGUCAAUUAAUGCAGCUUGGACGGGUCACUGGCAAGCGACUGCAGCGCUACAUGCAGAAUGUCGAUGUUGGGGCGAGACUAGAAAGCUUGCAAAUGCGAGACUGCUUUCGUCUUGUAAUUCACUCUCUCAAUAGAGGCAGUUUGCGAUAGGAUUGCUAGUCGGACGCAGAAUGUUUUGAGUGCUGUUAAUGCUGGAUGGUUUUGAUAUGCCGGCGGUGCCAAAGCUGAGUCGCUCACAGUAAGCAGACUUAAACAAAAAGAGAUCGGACAAAGAAAAGGGCUGGACGCGGCGAAGCGAGCAACGAACAUUGAACCUGACUGUGUGGGAUACAAACAACAGAGUGCAAUCAGCGGAUACCGGAUGCUGCAGCUGAGGAAAAUCUUUGCAAGCGAAGAUGAAUCCUGCCCCAAAAGAUGAGCUGCCUGAUCUGGAAACUGCCCACAGCAAAGGGGAAUUCGUCUAUCAAACCCCGUCCAGUGUCCUUAAAGAUGAGGAGACUGGACAGGGCUCUGAUUAUAAGGAUGCAGAUUCCAGCCCUGUGCGAGAGGCUGGGAAUGAAUCGGAGACUGGGAAAGAGGAAAUACCUGCAGGGGACUCGUCUAAAAUCAGUCGGUCUCCUGCUACGUCAUAUGAUGAAGAACGUGACCCCGGAUUUGUUGGCAGCUCCUGCCCUCACUGCGGAAGUCGUUUCAGUCGCCAGCGAGACCUCGCCAAGCACAUGAAGAAGACUCACCUGGAGGAGAUCGUGAAGAUACUCAAAACUCGUUCUGUUCACACCACGGGCCUCCCGUUACCAAACGGCAGAGGGAGUGAAAUUCCACCCGCCGACGUUCCUGCGACCUCUGAAUCCGCCGUCGAACCGGGAACUUGUCGUGUAGCAGAGACCAAGCACGGCGAGGGAAUGGGAGAGCGUUCUGAUGGGAAGGAAAAAAACAACACAGAGGAAACGGCGGCGACACCGUGUGACUACCCUGAAUCCAGACAAAGCCUAAACCUUAAAACCAAGGAGGUCACCCAUUCCGGGGAGACUCUGUAUGCCUUCGGUUGCGGAGGAGACGAUUCCGACCAGCUGGGUUCACUUAAAACCCCGGCCGGAUUUCUCCCGCCAUACAUCUGCACGGAAUGCGGGAAGCGUUUCAACGGCUCGGGAACGCUCAAGAGACACCGGAGGAUUCACACGGGAGAGUCUCCUUACCACUGUAUCGAAUGUGGGAAGAAUUUCAAAGACUCGGGCGCUCUUAAGAGACACCGGAGGAUUCACACGGGGGAGUCGCCUUACCACUGCACCGAAUGCGAAAAGAAAUUCCGCCAGCUGGGCCACUUGAAAGAGCACCAGCGAAUCCACACGGGGGAGACCCCCUACCACUGCGCCCAGUGCAGGAAAAGCUUCAGCCAGCUGGGGAACCUGAAGACCCACCAGCGGAUCCACACCGGAGAAACCCCUUACGCCUGCGCCGACUGCGGGAGGAGCUUCCGGCAAAUCCGGCAGCUCCGGACGCACCAGCAGGUCCACACGGGAGAGACUCCUUUCCACUGCUCGGAAUGCGGGAAGAGCUUCAAGUGGAUGUGUUCUCUGAAGGAGCACCAGAGGAUCCACACAGGAGAAGCUCCCUACGGCUGCCCGGACUGUGGGAAGAGCUUCAAGGGUGCGGGGACUUUGAAGAAGCACAGGCGGGUUCACACGGGAGAGACGCCCUACAGCUGCGGGGACUGUGGGAAGGCCUUCAAGGAGUCUGGGGCUUUAAGGCGGCACCAACGAAUCCACACCGGGGAGACUCCUUAUCACUGCUCCGUCUGCAGCAAGAAGUUCAGCCGGGUGGACCACCUUAAAGACCACCAACGGAUUCACAGUGGGGAGUGAGUUCAGUUUUUCGUUGCAGAAGCUGAUUUAACAGUACAGCAGCAGGAAAAAAAUAAACUGGGUAUAUUUAAAAUAAAAUACAAAA